Pantherophis guttatus is the source of this 1476-nucleotide messenger RNA. The record is from RefSeq and is a predicted model, not a curated record. NCBI's taxonomy places the organism in Eukaryota, Metazoa, Chordata, Lepidosauria, Squamata, Colubridae.
AUGAAGCUUAGCUGGCACUCCAAGCACGCCCGUCAAACGAGACGCGUGGGAUUGCUUCAAGACCUUAAGAAAUCGGAAGGCUCAACUGAAGGAAGAGGGGAAGAAGGAGAAAUAACAGAGGAGAGCAAAGAGGUAGAAGAAACAGAAGAGGCUGUGGAGAUUCUCCUGGAGAAAGAGAGCGAGGAUGGGGAGAGGGAUGCGGAAGGCACGGAUCCUAUCGAAAUGGAGGAAGCGGACCAGGAGGAAGAGGAGGAAGGGGAAGAAAUGGAGACCCCCGCUCGCCAGAGUGACAAGCACGGUGUCGUUGGAGAGGAUGUAGAAAAAUCAGGGCAAAGGAGCACCUCGGGGGCCAAGACUCAAGACGCCACCAAGCCAGAUCUGACCAAGGAUUCGGGCAAGGAGUCCAAGCGAAAGGAUGUGAUUGUGGAAUUCUUCACCACGUCCAACGGAAACACCUACAAAGUGGUGGAGUACCUGAAGAAGUCCAAGCUCCGGAAAGCAGAGAAAUAUUACCAGGGAAAACUGAAAAGCAGUUCGAUGCCUUCCUACCUGGAGCAGGUGUACCUGUCAGAGGCUUUCUUUAGAGAUAUCAGAAGACAUAUCCGACUCCAGUUCUUCGAGCAUCUGGAGAAGUGGUUUGAUGACACCUUAUCCAGCAUCGGCGUUGUCGUGGUGGCCAAGAAAGAAGAGCUCAACUCCGAGCUGCAGCUGCGCCUCCAUCUUCACGAACCCCGGAGGGAACGCAUCGAGAAGGACAUUUACAACGUCAGGAGGGCGGAGCUACGGAUUCACAGCGACCGCUUGAAGCGUCACUGCGCCGGCUUGAUCGAGGCGCUGAAUAAGGAGAGGAGCGCCUUCAUCAAGAUCCGAGAAGACCACAACGCAGUCAGCAAAUCCUUCCGAACCCGAAUCCAAGACAUGGAGAAAGUCUUCCAGAUGGAAAGCCGGGCAGAAAGGGUGAUGGCCCUCAGCCGUAACCUCCAUAUGGAGCUGCUGAACCAUGUGGAAGUGCUCCAGGUCUCCAUGAGGAGUUACAGACAGUAUCUGGAGGAGGCUUUGGGGAAACUGCGGGAUUCUAACACGGACUUCCUGAAAGCCUGCAGACUCUUUGCAGAUGGCGGGAACUUUUCCCCCGAGGAGCUAGAGAUCUUCAUGAAGCAGCUGCAGAAGGAGAACUCGCGCAUAGAAUUUGUCGAAGGCUUGAUCAUGAUUGAUAUGGAGAAAGCAGAGACUGGCUAUCUGGAGCAGGCUACAGAAAUUAUCAGCAAGUUCGAGAACAGGUUUCGUUACCUGGCUAUGGAUCGAGUCUUCUUGGAGAAAAUCCAACGAUUUCUGACCAAUAUUCAAGUGAAAAUCAAGACAGAGGUGGCCAAAUCCAACUGGCAGACCCAAACAUUGAAUAACUACUUGGAGAAGCUCGUCCAGAGGAUCGAUGCCUGUGCCCACCCUAAUGUGGACAAAGGAAGGUGGGUUUAA